Molecule: messenger RNA, 2782 nt
Organism: Caenorhabditis angaria
Lineage: Eukaryota; Metazoa; Nematoda; Chromadorea; Rhabditida; Rhabditidae
Source: the annotation of a GenBank genome assembly
AUGCGAACAUUUGUUUUGUUGGCAGCGUUUUUCAGCUACAUUUUAGCAAAUGAAGAAGUUUUCAAAACCAACAGAGUAUGUUUUUUUCCGAAAAUAAUAGAUUUCUUUGAUUGAAAAUUAUUCCUUUUAGACAUCAUGUGUUCAUUAUAUUUCAUGCCUCGAAACAAUUCAAACAAAUUUCAAAGAUUGUGCUGGAGGAGCUGCGAUUUCUUUAACUUUGGAAGCUAAAGAUGUGAAUAUUAGGGAUCUUGUGAAAUACCGUGCUCUUGAAUUUGUUGGAUGUCAAGAUCGUAUUAUUAAAGAGAUUGUUGAUUUUGAAUCACUUCAACAAUUGGUUGGAGAAGAUGCGAGAGAAUGCUUUGAUAAACUUCCAGAAAGUACAAAACAUAUUGAACCAGUAAGUUGGGUAUAGGUUUCUAGAACAGUGGGAUACUUUUAUGAAAAGAUAGCAUGUGAGAAUUUUUGUCAACCUUCUGAAUUUCUGAUAUUCAGCCUCCAAAUUAAGAACAUGUUUUCUGAAACUACAGUUCGGUCAACAACAUCAAAAGUCACAAAAAAUAUUCCAAAGACUAAAAUUUCAAAAAUCCUCAAUUUCAGUUUGGUGAUUCUUGCGAUUAUGUUCAACCAGCUGUUCGAAAUACAACAAAAGGAGAUAGUUUGCAAUGUUUGAUUGAAUAUAAACAAGAUCGUGAAUAUUGUGAAAGUUUAUUAGAAUGUUGUCCAGAUCAUACAAGAUGUGGUGAAAGAAUGAAUGCAGUUUCUCUCGCAUAUCAAAAUGCUCGAGUGAAAGCCGAUCAAGUUGUUUAUAACAUGAUUUCGUGUAUUGUAUCAAAUGAUCCAAGAUUUUUGAGAGAAGGAGCUCGUCUUCAAUCACUUCGUGAUCCUUAUAGAAAUGCUGGACUUCCAUUCCUCCGCCCAGAUGCUUACACUGAAGCUAGAAUUACAAGAAGACUUGCAUUGACAACAACAUCAAUUUUGGGACAAAGAAAAGAUCGAUUCAUGAAAAAGUAUUCUCAAAUUAGACAAAUUGUUGCUCAAAGAAUUGUUGAACAAUAUGCUGCCACAACUACAACAUCAACAACAACUGAAAAACCAGUUGAAGAUUUGGUUGCUGAACAAUCAACUGAUGCUGAAAAAGUAAUGGAAGAAGAUAGAACAUUGAGCAGCGAGGAAAGAGUUGAAAGAGUUCGUAGUUUGAUUAGAACUGCUUCAGAUGAUGAAUUAUCACAAUAUGUUGCAUUGAUUUCUGAUGGAAAAUUCGCGGAACUUUUUGAAUUGGCUGCCAAGAAAAAUAAAGAUAAAUUGAAGGUUAAGAUUGAGAAACUGAAAAACAAUGAAACUGAAGAUGAAGCUGAAGAAGGAACUACUACAACUGAACCAGAAGUUCCAGAAAAACCACAAAAGAAAGACAAAAAACACAAUUUGGUUCAAAGAAAUGUUCCAGAUGAAUUAGAAGCUAAAGAAAUGACUGAUAAGGAUCGCGCAUUAUUGGUUGAAAAAGAGAUCAAACAAAACUCAAAGUUGGAGAAAGCUGAAACACCAAAGAAGAAACAAACACCAAAGGAAAUUGAAAUUAUCAAGAAACAUUUGGAAAAUGAAGAAGAUAAACCAAUUGGAUUGAAAUCAGCUGAAGAAACAGCUGCAAGUGGAGAUGAAGAAGAUGUUCCAAGAUUAGAAAAUGAAUCAGGAGAACAUCAAACAGAUGUUAUGACACAAAUUGUCAAAGAAAUGUCGGAAUCAAUCCAAACAUCAACUCCAGUUACACCAGAACAAACAACAACUCUCAAAACUGAACUCGUUGAAGAAAUCUUGACAUUGAAUAACAAUGACAAAAAAGAUGAGAUUGAUGAAGAAGGAAGUGGAAGUGGAGAAGAACAUGAAACAAUAAUUAAUGAAGAUGAAGAACAAGUUCUUACAACUCCAUCAACAACAACAACAACAACAACUGAAACUAGCGAAGUUAUUGAAAAUAUCAAGAAAAUCAGACCAAGAAGUGAAAGAAGCCAUUGUCAACAAUAUGCAAACUGUUGGCAAACUGUAAUUGAUUAUGAACAACAAUGUGAUAGAAAAUAUUCAACUGAUGUUUUGAGCCACGGAAUUGAUGAUGCCGAAAUCUUGAGCAUCCUUCAAAACAGCUCUAUUUCUCAUCAUGAAAUCGUAUUGAAAGCCUGCUUGAAACCAUUAGACAGAUCAGUUCAUUCAACAGUAAGUUCUUUUGGGAGUAAAUUGCAGAACAUGAAAACAGACUUCGAAGUUUUCAGAUAAUAGGUUUUUUAGUCAGAACUGACAUUGAAUAUAUAUGCUUAUUUUUCAGCUCAAACAAUUGUUGGUUAUUCAACGUGGAGUUCGAAAGGCUUGUCUUGACUUAGGUCGCAACAAGAUUGCUGUAACUGAUGCUGAAGAAAAUCUGUGUCAAAUAGAUGUUCCAACAACUGAAUCAGUUGAUGAAUUCUUAUCAUCAGUUCAUUCAAGAUCACAAGCAAAUCAUUUGACAUGUCGUGCUAAAAUUGAACCAAUUCGUGAAGCUUGCGGAGUUGUUAGAAACUGUUGUGCUUCAGUUGACACGUAAGACAUUUUUGGUUGAAAAAUACUUCAACAAUGUUCAUAUUUUAGAUGUGACAACUACAUUGCGUCAUCUCCGGUCAAAAAACUCGAAACCGAAGCUGUUCGCCGUCUUGUCAAACGUCAAAACGAUUGCGAAACCAAAAUGCUUCAAACACUUACGUAUAUCCACGAACAAUUGUCGAGCCCAGAAAGACGUCGUCGUUAUUAUUAUCAUUAA